AACAAUAACUAGUAAAUAUUUCGUCUUUCUCUGACGUCAUAACAAACCUAUAGAUUAGCAGACCUGUAUAUUUGUAUACCUGGUGUACUCCUAGCGGCAACCAAAUUAACUGUAUUGUGACAUCGUCCUCGUUGCACGGACAAUAUGCCACUUUGGUCAGGGCGUUCAACUCGAGUGGCAGAUAGCCUAUUCAAUUAGAGCGGCGAAUAUUUCAAUCUUAUGUUUCAAGUCAUAGUAUUAUUUUGAAAAGUUAAAUUAUCCGAGUUUAUUAUAUAUGUGUUUAGUGGGCUGAAGAAACAAUAAUUGAAUAUUUCCAGCAGUGAAUUGUGGCUAUCUGCCACUUGGGGAAAAAUCUUUAACUCCUCCUACCACCUGAGAGGGACCGCGUUACGACCAAGUCAUCCAAGGGACAAGUUCUAAAAGCCAUGUAAUUUUCUUUUACUUCAUUAUGCUGCAUUUUGGAGAACUGCCAUGUUACUGUUAGCUGUGUAGCACCAUUCUGUGCCUAACUAGGGAUCGAAGACGUUACUGAGAAGUAGUAAGGAACACUUGUGGGGACAAUAUCAGGUCAAUCGGGUUUGUUUCGGGAACUUUUAUAUUUUAAAGUGCAAUAGUUACCUACAUAUACCAGUAUACUUAUACAUUUAUCUUUUUUAUAAUAUCCAGAACAUUUAAUUAAUUAACAUACACAUAAUUCAAUAGCGCUUCCACACCUGUAUGUCUCUUUGUAAAAGAGGAUAAUUUGGGCCCAAAUAACCUUUUCCCAUACAGUAGUUUCUUACAUUUAUUUUUUUUUAUCACCAUUAUUAGACUUGUUUCCCAUAUUUUGCAUAUAACUAUAUAUAUUUUAAUAUCAUUAGCUUGUUUUUUUUAUGUAAUUUAAAUUUAAAAUUUUGUUUACUUAAUUUAAAUUCAUUUGUAAUUAAAUUAAAUUCACUCCCUAAUCCCUAUCCCCUCAGGAUAGCUUUUAGUUUCACUUGUUAAUUAUUCAGAACCACGAGUCAGCAAAAGGAUCUCUUGCAUCCAGGACUUCGUUGGUUCACUUAGGAGCUUGUUGCCCGUCAACUCAUUGAGAGUUAUAUAUAUUUAUUAUUUAUAUUACUGAGGUAUUUUUAUUAUUCAUAUUUCUAUAGGAUUUGACGUUGUACGUAUUAUAAUCGUACAAUUAUUUGGUGAAGGUUGUUAUUUAACCUAGUAUAUGUAAGUUGGGGGUACGCUCCAUAUAAGAGCUACUCCAGUACUAAUGUAACUAUAGUUUUAUACUUAUAUUCUUAUAUAUUUAUACUAAGAUAGGUAAUUGAGUCAAAUUGUCAUUUUAGAGUUACAUAGUUUCACUUGUCAUAACUCAGAGGUUGUCAAUAAUCUAGGUAGUUAUAUUUAAUAAAUAUUUAUUUGUUUUGCAUAUCAAUUAUUUUUUUUUCCAUUUUUGAAUUCAAUAUAUUUACUAUUUAACAGCAGUGUACAAUACCUGGAAGUUUGGUCCAUUCCAACUUCUGGCGCCCAUAAUUCCGUCUAUUUUAUUUAUCUUCUAUAUUCUUCUAUUUUUAUUAUAUUAUUAUAUUUAUCUAAUUUAUUUUCUGAACAUAUAUUUUUAUCUUAAGAUUUCCCUUUUCUAGUCAUCAUCUCUCUUUAGGUUGAGCUACUGUUCUUCGACAGGCAUGCAAAUGAGCCGUACCCAUCCUUGAGUGUCAAGCUGUUCUUUUGCAUCUCUUGCUAGCCAAUUCUAUUUAGUUUGCCUCUGUCUCCCCAUACUUCUAUUAUCAGUUCCUCACCCACUUACUCAUUUAACCUUAGCAUCCUAGUUCUACAAAUACUACUGCAAAGUAGUAUUUUUGUUACAUCGGCAGCCCAACUUGGUGCCAACCUUUUAGAGGUUCUAAGACAGUAGUUCUUUUAGUUCAUUUUUUUUUUCUUUUACUUAUAUUAUUCCCUUCUGAUAUCUUUUAUACAUUCUGUUCUGAUUUAUUUUGUUUUAAUUACUUAUUAAUACUUAACAGGUAUACUGUCACUGCUGUAUCUAUUAAUUAGUUGAGAUUUUGAAACCUCUUUUAUAGUUUGUCAUACAGCUUACAUUCUAGGUUGAAUUUGAAACGAAGUAUAAGUAACUAACAUAUAUAUUAUAUUAUUGCGAAUUUUACUCCUUCAGGCAGUGGUGUAUUUGUAUGUACAGUUGAUCGUUAAUACUUACAUAUUUUUUUUUUGGUACAAGUAUAAUAACUAAAAUUUUUUUUCCAAUAUUUAGGUACUAUAUUUACUUGAUUAUACCUUAUUUACUGUAUUUAUUUGAUAUAUAUAUUUUGCUGGCCAUUUUUGAUUUUGUUGGUGUGUUGCUAAUAUUUUCUCCGUACCUAUAUAUUUUGCGUAGAAACUUAAGUAUAUUUCGGAUUUCUGACUUUUGGAUUGCUUGUCAAUAGUUUUUGCUUUCAUCAUGUGUGCUUUUAAAGUUGAACAUCUUCUGGUGGACGAAUUGGACUAUGAGUUGAAAAUUAGGGACGUAGUACCAGAGGAGUCAGCAACCGUCGAUAGAAAACGCAAUCUUCUGCGGGGUGCUUUGAAGCAAGAAGCAGGCAAUAGGAGUUUCACCCAACUUUCGGCUGUACAUAUCCCUUUUGAGGACCAACGGAAAGGAAUAUCCGAAACGUUGGAUAGCUUGUCGAAGAAAAUAGAGAAGUUUAGGGGAACUGUACAGGACAAUGAAUAUGUUAGAUUAAUAUCUCGUCUAGCUCAUAUUUCUGGCCGGGUACACUUGUUACAGUGUACUACGGAAGAGCAGGAAUCUUUUAAAAAGUCUGUUUCUCUUAAAACCCUUACAUUGGACGGUGAGCUUGAUUCUAAAGUUAACCCCAUAGCCACAUCUACUCCUAAUGCUCCAGUCAGUGUCGUUCCUAGUUUUACAUACUCCAAACCCGUUCAAGUACACAAAUGGGGUGUUUUAUUUUCCGGUGAAAAACAGCACACGGAUGUGAUUUCAUUUUUAGAAAAGGUCGAAUGUCUUCGAGUAUCUAGAGGUGUCUCUGAAGAAAAUUUGUUUGCUGCCUCAGCUGAAUUGUUUACCGGUCCUGCUUUUACCUGGUUCAUGAAUAAUAGAGGUAAUUUAUCUUGUUGGUCUGAUCUGGUUCGCAAGUUGAAGUCAGAUUUUCUUCCUUACUCAUACCAGGAUGAUCUCUUGGAUGAAAUCAAAAACCGUAAGCAGAAGCCAGGGGAGUCUGUAACUAUGUUCAUUAACACUAUUUUAGGCAUGUGUAGCCGUUUAGACACUCCUUUAUCUGAUUUGUCCAAAAUAAAAAUCAUCUUAAAAUGUUUAUUGCCUUUUUACCAUCAACAGUUAGCUCUUAUGGACAUCCAGAGUAUUGAUGACCUCACUGUAAAGUGCAAACGUUUGGAGGAAACGUUAUCCUGGUCUUCUCAGCCUCCAUCCACAUCUCGACCCUCUUCUAAUUCUUCUUCUCAGCCAACUUCCUUUAGACAACGUUCUUGGCAAAAUAAGGGCCCUGAACGUAAUGUUUCUGUUUUUAGUUCCGUUGUUUGCUGGAAUUGUCACCAGUCUAAUCAUAAGUUCAAUGAUUGUGAUAUCCCUCAAACUCGUAUUUUCUGCCACGGUUGUGGUAGGGAAAAUACCCUCAAAAGAAAUUGUUUCAAGUGUUCGGGAAACGAAAUGUCGGAGGUCCGUCCCCUGAGCGUUUCUCCGUCCACCUCCCAAUCAGGGAAUCAAACCCCAUCAGAAAACGAGACCGCUGGCCCAAGCACACCCAGCAAGUCAAACCCAUCUUCCAAUCGGAAAGGGAAGAAAGCAUCGUUCAGGAAACAAGCACACACCACAAAUCAAAAUCAGUCCAGAAAUUAACUUUUAGUCAUGAUACGUUGAAC
Molecule: messenger RNA, 3867 nt
Organism: Diabrotica virgifera virgifera (western corn rootworm)
Lineage: Eukaryota; Metazoa; Arthropoda; Insecta; Coleoptera; Chrysomelidae
Exons: 2
Coding region: 2429-3844 (471 amino acids)
Molecular function (GO): zinc ion binding; nucleic acid binding
Source: RefSeq, a predicted model, not a curated record